Heterocephalus glaber (naked mole-rat) is the source of this 4271-nucleotide messenger RNA. RefSeq names its product Bcl2 modifying factor (gene Bmf). Gene Ontology annotation, cellular component: myosin complex. Gene Ontology annotation, biological process: apoptotic process; positive regulation of apoptotic process; negative regulation of autophagy. The record is from RefSeq and is a predicted model, not a curated record. NCBI's taxonomy places the organism in Eukaryota, Metazoa, Chordata, Mammalia, Rodentia, Bathyergidae.
GCCGUAGCCCCAGCCCGCACCGCCCGCCUCCCGCAGCAGCCCGCUGGGCUUUCCCCUCCUUCAUCGACUCUGGGCGCCCAGCCCCCGAGUGCUGGUCACGCUGGACCCUGGCGCAGAGCCUUGGCGCCACGACUCGGAGGCCGAUUCUCUCUCCUGGAGUCACCCAGGGGAGAUGGAGCCACCUCAAUGUGUGGAGGAGCUGGAGGAUGAUGUGUUCCAACCCGAGGACGGGGAGCCGGGGACCCAGCCCGGGAGCCUGCUCUCUGCUGAUCUCUUUGCCCAGAGCCAGCUGGAUUGUCCCCUCGGUCGGCUGCACCUCUUCCCUCUCACCCACUGCUGUGGCCCUGGGCUUCGACCCACCAGCCAGGAAGACAAGGCCACUCAGACCCUCAGCCCAUCCUCUCCAAGCCAGGGUGUCAUGCUGCCUUGUGGGGUGACUGAGGAGCCCCAGCGACUCUUUUAUGGCAAUGCUGGCUACCGGCUUCCUCUCCCUGCCAGUUUCCCUGCAGGCUUGCCGCAUGGGGAGCGGCCCCCAGAAGGUCAGUGGCAAGAUCGAGCAGAGGUACAGAUCGCCCGGAAGCUUCAGUGCAUUGCAGACCAGUUCCACCGGCUUCACAUGCAGCAACACCAACAAAACCGGAAUAGAGCGUGGUGGCAGGUCCUACUCUUCCUGCACAACCUCGGGCCGAACGGAGAAGAGAACAGGGAAGGGGCAGGUCCUAGGUGAGGCUGGGCUGCCCUCUUCGCAUGGCCCAUCAGGAACACACGCGAUCUGGAACAGAAGGACUUCGGGGAGGACUGACACUGUCUUGUGAAGUUGUUUUUAUUGUUAUUUGUAACAGUUCUCUCUCUGUGUACAUACAACAUACCCCAGCGGGGACCUUCUUCCCGCUGUUCAGGGCCUCGACCAGAGACGGGGGCCUUUGUCAAACACUGUUGAAGGAGAGGCUGACGUGUCUGUCUGCGAGGGUGGAAACUCCCCAGGGCCCUGGCAAGUCAAUUCUUCAGUCAUCCAGUGUGGAAGAUGACCAGUUACUUAUGCUGUCCAGGAAGUGGACUAAUGUUUUUCUGCAGGAACUCAGUGAAGAAAUAGGAGACUGGAUUAGACCCCCCAGUUCCAUUAGACCUAUCAGUCUUCCUGGUGCACUGGGGCUGUUGCCACCUAAUGUCACCUGUUUUAACCUGCCCGGGUCUCAGCCUGGGCCUUCCCAGCUAAGGCUGGCAGUGUUGCCUGGCCAGCCAGCCAGUUCCACAUCUGGGUUCUCGUGUGCCCCAGCCAGUGCCCGCCCCAAGGGCUCAGGGAUUCUUGCCCAGACCCUGUCACCUCCAGCAGACCUCAGGGAGGGUUAAGUUUCUCCAGGAACCCCUCAAAAGUCCUGUUCAUGAACCAAGCUUCUGGAUUGGCCUCCCAUCAGAUCUGGUUCCACAUAGAGGCUCCAGGAUUAAUCCUUAGCUGCAGAACCAUUGCCACUUCUGCUGCCUGGCUGUCAGCCACAGAUGAGCCAAAGCCAGUCACCGUACUGCACCCAGCAGCUUGUGCCUUUGUCAGCUCUGUUUCUAAAAAUCUCAGCCACCUGGACUGUGUUCUACCCCCAGAAUCACACUGAAGGACAUAAAGGGGCAGGCUCACAGCAGGGCUGGGAACUGUGAUGGCCACCUCACUGAUGCAAGCCUGGCCACACAGGGCCCCAGACCCUUGGUCUCCUUGGAAAACAUACCUCCUCCCCCUGAGCCCCCAUGCCUUUUUUCACACCUACUGGGAUACAGCAAGAAGCCAGGACAGUGGCUUUGUCAGUGGAAAAGUGACUUAUAGAGUAAUAGACAAUGAUUAGAUCGUGGGACCAUCAAAGCUAGGGACACGUUUCCUGUGUUCCUCUAGCUUCUAGCUAGGCCGGCAGGGCAUGUUCUGGAGCUUGGUGAAGUCCCACCUGCCUCUGAACUUCACCCUUCUCUUUCUGCUGUGGCACUAAUGGAGGGAAUUUAAAGCAGCUGGUCUGGCAGCUCUGAUAGCAGACACAAGGAAUCUGUUAACCAGACACCUAGAAGUUAAAUUACAAUUUUUGCAUAUGUAAGAAAAGACAACAUUGGUGCUAAAGUUGAAGCAAAGCCCAAAGAAAGGCAGAGAAGACCCUGGGUCUACUCAAGAAAAUCCAGGAGGAGUCCAGAAUAGACUUUCAAAUCUGAACAAGUCCAAACUCCUCCAGUUAUGCAGUCUUUAGUACUGUUGAAGGACAAUUGAUCUGGAUGUACAGUUGGGCAGGUUGUUCACUGCAUGAGGGGACCUGCAGAGGGAGCUAAAGGAGGCUGAAGCCCAGCCCGUUCUCUGCUCUAAUCUGCAUGCACUGAAGUGGGGCUGCACCUGCUCAGUUAGGGGUGCCUUUCCUUAUUUGCACAGAGGUACCAUAUGUGCCCACAGUGUGGUUCUCAGAAGGACCUCACUUUGUGCGUAAGCCUUUGUUUUGUUCUGCUCAGAUGAUUGGAGUUAUUACCUCUUCUCGGCCAGAAUCAUUUUCUCAGGGUGUGUACCGUGGUUUGCCUGCUAAGAAGCUGGGUUCCUGCUUAGAAGGAGGAGGGGCCCAGGGAAUGAUACAAAGAGUGGCUCUAGGACACACUGGCCCGUGAGACCCAGCCUUCCUAGUGGUCUCCGUACUGUGUGGUGACUGCGAAGACACACGUUGUCUUCCUCCUCUGAUCCAGGCUGCGCAGGGUGUCCCCAAAACACAGAGGCAGGGUUGUUUACACCAGCCACUUUAGCCCCUCUCUGCAGGCUUCCCGCCUGAGCUGAGGGAGAAGAUGGCCCAGACCUCGGUGCAGAGGCAAAGUCCUCAGCUUCCGAGCCCUUGUCAGGCCAGGCUGGAUGUCCCACAUCCUGUCCUGAGCCCAGCAGAAAAUCCAGCCUGCGGCCAGCCGGAAGUCAGUCUCACGGCACUGUCUCCACAAAGUGCCAACCCGGGAAGAAAUUCACUGUCUUAGGCGGGCCAGGGCAAAGCUUAAGCCCUCUCCUAUUCCUACCUCCUAAAAAUGCAAUCCUCAAAGUGGGCUAGGGAUAGUGGUAAAGGGCUGGCCCAGCAUGUGAGGUGGGAGGUAACCGGCAUACGAGCCCCAGGAGGGCACGUUCCCCCCCGCUGGCUGUUUAAUUGGCCCCUUCCCCUUCCACUCCCCAAGUCCAGCCUCAGGAGAUGCCUUCCCCCUGCUUCCCAUCCCCCACCCGAGCCUGGCCGGGAGGUGGAGACUCAGGUUGAGAAGGAGGGAGUCUGACCUGGGUCCUGACCUCUAACCAGCCGAGGCAAGUGGGCUUUUGUAGAGUGCUAAGGGGUGAGGGAGGGAGAGAGCGAGAAACCUGGGCCUCAGUGCUGGGCUGCCCUGGAGGAAGAGGAGCUUCAUAUGCAUGCUCCCUUUUACUUCAGAACUCCAGGGCUAUCUAGGAAUGACAGCUCUAACAGAGGGACACCAGGCCGACACUGGCUCCUGCUGGUGAGGCCAGAGCUGCCAGUCAGACCUCUGCCCCUGCCUUGACGGUUUCCGAGUCUGGCUGCUGGACAGCUACCUGUCUCUUCCCAGGCUCAGCCCCCAGAGAAGUGGGGCCAUGUGCGGGGUCUGGCUGAGCCUGGGCAGGGCAGGAAAGGGCUUUGGGGGAUGGUCCAGACAGGGCUCCUGUCCUGAAGCUUUCCAGGAAGGUGGCUGUGAGGCCAAUGUGACCGUCCCGUUAGUAAGAAGCACACUGUCCAAGAAAGCUUGUCUUUCCUAGGGACUUGAUGGGGAGGUGGGGGUCAGGAGAUCCCAGAGCAGCAGAAGGCUCGAGUCUCGGGGUUCUGUAGGGUCUCUCUGUAAAGAUGAGGACCCCUGGAGGCCACCCUGGCUGACCCAGCAGGAAGGGGUUAACGUGUGAGUCUCCCAAGCUUCCAGGAGGGAAGCUGUGGGCUGCACCCUGGAGGGACUAGCUUCCAUAGCGGCCUAGCCUUGGCCGAGGUGCUCAGAGCUUGCAGGCCCCUCUGUGCGGGUGGCCAGUGCCUCUCCCUACCCCUCCUUGGGUCCACAGGGGCUGCUGGGGGAGACCCAGUGAGAUGUAGCAUUUCAUUCAUCCCCAGGUUAGCUGUCCUGGUGUCUGGGCACUCUGCCUCUGGGACAGGAGAGGAAUGGGGACCCAUUACUUUGUAAUCUGUACAGAGUGUUUGGCUUUAUGUUCUUCACACGCAUAUAUGUGCGUGUGUGUAUAUAUUUCCCCAUCAACUGGUACAAUUUUUAAUAAAACCAUUAAAAACAAAGCUCAU